Actinia tenebrosa (Australian red waratah sea anemone) is the source of this 2659-nucleotide messenger RNA. RefSeq names its product dopamine receptor D5-like. NCBI's taxonomy places the organism in Eukaryota, Metazoa, Cnidaria, Anthozoa, Actiniaria, Actiniidae. Gene Ontology annotation, biological process: G protein-coupled receptor signaling pathway. Gene Ontology annotation, cellular component: plasma membrane. Gene Ontology annotation, molecular function: G protein-coupled receptor activity. The record is from RefSeq and is a predicted model, not a curated record.
GGUUCGAUGAUAAGCUCCAAGAAUAUGAUCACAUCUAGGACACGAGUGAAUGAUAUCCUUACACGAAUGUAUACAAAAUGGAAUUAGACAACAACCAAAAAUUAUUAAAGAUCCAGCCACAAUCCACGUGAAACUUCCAGUUCUAAUCGUCACUCGCUCCAACGUAACCAAAGCAGYCUUGGACGUCAAUAGCUGGUGUAUGUGUAGUUCGUGACUUGGGUUCUGUUAACUCGACUCGCUUUAGGCUUUGUUUAUCGAGGACGACGUUGUUAUUACAACUCUAUUAUACCAUUUACCUUGGCAUUAUUGGUCACUAGAUAAUUAGCAGUGCUCGUUGGCAAGGAAUAUAUACCUAGUCAAGACAGUCAGUGUGGGCCUUGGAUCAGUCGUCAAUCGGAUCGCAACUCAUUUUCAAUCUGUACAUAUACCGGGGRAAAAAUCUACGAGCAUUCUUGUACUUCUAGGCAGAACUAGCGAUGAACAACACUACGACUGUUGAUCCGUUUGCGCUCUGCAAGAAUCCCACUUCACCAUGGUUUAUCGUAUACACCACAUUCUUGGUACUAAUUUUGCUUGCCACUCUAUUUGGUAAUGGCCUCGUCGUACUUUCUGUCUACGUAUUUGCACGGCUUCGAAGGGUCUCCAAUAUGUUUAUAGUAUCGUUGGCUGUAAGCGAUCUUCUGGUAGCGCUCGCGUCGCUACCCCUUCGUAUCGACCAGUCUGUCCACAACAUGAACUGGUGCUCUUCGACUGCGACCUGUGUGUUUUGGGUCUCGACUGACGGUAUUUGGAGCGCUGCUUCCAUCUGUAACCUGGUCAUAAUUUCAAUCGACCGCUUCCUCGCCAUCACCAAGCCGUUCGCGUAUCAGGAAAAAAUGACCAAGACGGUUUGCCUGGGUUUAAUAACUUUUGUGUGGGUCUAUGCGGUCACAUGGGGUCUGCUGAGUCUAAUCUACUGGUCUAACGGGGAAGAACCAGCAUGGACCGGGGUCUUCUCAACAGGAGAACACUACUGUCAGAAAAACGACCGCUUUUACUAUACAGCUACAUUUGUGUUCGCCAUAUUUAUUCCACUAGUCAUCAUCAUCAUCACUUAUGCCUCGAUUUUUAAGGUCGCGUUGAUGCAGGCCAAGAUGCUGGCAUCGCAGGACCCGACCAGACGAGGACAUAGGCGCAGUGUACGCGAGCUCAAGGCGACCAAGACCAUCGCGAUUGUCAUCGGAGUUUUCGUAGUAUGCUGGCUUCCAGCUUUUGUUAUAAUAACCAUCAGCUUGUGGUGUUCUCCCAAUGAUUGCUUCUCGGGAUUUGCAAAGUAUCCCGCAUUCUCGUUGGCCAUUCGCAUCCCUUUUGUUUUUGUCUUACCUAUCCUUAACAGCAGCGUUAACCCCAUCAUCUACGCUGUUUAUAACAAGGAAUUUCGAGACGCUUUUCGAAAGAUGCUUAGGCUCGAUAGCGGUCGUCAAUCCGGAGCGGAUUAUCUAGAGGAAUAUUCCUGCACCGAGCCUACUCAUGUUAGAAGGUUACUUGAUUCGAAUUCCAAGGGCUCUAGAAUCGACACAAACAUGAAUGGGGGAUCCAAGAUAUAACUAUACACCGAGAACUUAAAUCAACCUGUGUCUUCUUGGUACGCUAUCACCAUGGAAUGCGCGGAACUUCAUUCCGCUUUCAAUUUCCCCCCGAUCAAUACGUGAUGUCUUAUAGCGGUUUGUGAUGAGUUUAAAAGGUGUAAACUAUUGAUUGACCAAGUGACCGCGAAACGAUUUCAAAAGACAACAGCUAACCCCUGGAGCGGUUUGAAAAACGUUACUCUUUUCAUACUUACCUCACGUCAUGAAAACAAAAUGGAUUUCYCCCAUUAGGUUUAUAUGUCGGGCUGAGAUGAAAUUAUAUACUACUAUUUUGACAAACGUCAAACUUUAACUCUCUAGGACAUUUAUAUUUAGUAAGCUCUUUCAAACCGUGUUUUGUUUUAAUUCUUAUAGUGAACCUACAGACUUUACGGCUGUUUUUAAGCAGAUCUACCUCRAGCUCAGCUCUCUUCUCGCUUAUAUUGGUUUAGAAAAUUGGAAAACUUGCGCGCCAAAUUACCAAGAUUAUUCCCAAAAAAACCGAACGGAAAAGAAUUAAACCCAGCUAAUAACUUCUCAACUUCAUACCGGUUGAUGAUAUUUUUUUGCUUCGUAAACACUCUAAGACCAAGACAGAUUUUCGGGUCAAAUUGGUAUUUUUAUUCGAUAAUUACAAGCGCAGAAGAUAUUUUUUUUCAACCCUGUUUGAAGGUUUUAGUUUAGGCAAGUUUAAAACGCGUCGGCACAUCGUAURCUUCAAAGAAACGAUUGAGCAAACAACCAUUUCUAUUGUUGUAUAAGAUCUGUAUAGAGAUGUCUAGAUUUAUUAGAUUUGUCGACAAUCCAAUUCACUUGGGUCUAUUUUUGACUGUCUGUAAAAGAAAUAGGAAGAGGGUGCCAUGGUUUUUGGUUAAUGAGUUAGAGGGGGGGGGGGGGUCAUUAGAUUUCAACUCUGCUUCCAUUUGCGGAUUUCUCAGGGUUGUUUCUUUGUGUACAUUUGAAUAGAUUGUUUGUAAUUCUCGGCAUAAAUGAGUUACCCGCUUCUUUGAUCGUUCUUUAUUGUGUUAUUAAAUGAAGCCUUUUUUAUCAUC